AAAACAAAAAGCAUUGAAAAGUUAGAGUCUGAAGUCUUCUUCUCCAACACUUUCUCACUCCAAUCUAGCCAUGGCUGCAUCGUAUGCAAGACUUACUGUAGCAGCGUUGGUUCUGAUAGCUUUGACACCAACCUUUCCGCAAUCUUCAGUUUCAGCUUCAUCUGUGGGUAAAUUCGUUGACGAAACCAUCAAUUCCCACAAGAUCGUCAUUUUCUCCAAGACCUAUUGCCCGUACUGCAAGAGAGCGAAAGCUUUAUUCAAAGAGUUGAAACAGGUUCCACAUGUUGUUGAGCUUGAUGAGAGAGAGGAUGGUUCAAAGAUUCAGGAUGUCUUGAUUAAUAUUGUUGGGAGGCGUACUGUGCCACAAGUUUUCGUUAAUGGACAGCACCUUGGAGGCUCAGAUGAUACCGCUGCAUCUUACGAAAGUGGACAUCUGCAUAAACUUCUAGGAAUUAAGUCAGAGGGUCAUGAUGAUCUGUGAAUCAGGUUGAUAAUUAGGGAAAACUUUGUCUCGUAGCAGCAAUUCUUUGACUUUGAAAAAUCUUUGCUUAUAAAGGCACAGUGAUAUUACAUUUUGGCACAACUAAAGUUUUCAUUUUUGUAUGUGAUGGAUAGUUUUUCAAUUAUCACUGGAAUGUUUCAUCUUCU
Vigna angularis (adzuki bean) is the source of this 648-nucleotide messenger RNA. RefSeq names its product glutaredoxin-C4. The transcript is spliced from 4 exons. Lineage: Eukaryota; Viridiplantae; Streptophyta; Magnoliopsida; Fabales; Fabaceae. The coding region runs from base 71 to 481 and encodes 136 amino acids. Gene Ontology annotation, molecular function: glutathione disulfide oxidoreductase activity. Gene Ontology annotation, cellular component: cytoplasm. Gene Ontology annotation, biological process: cellular response to oxidative stress. The record is from RefSeq and is a predicted model, not a curated record.